Messenger RNA from Miscanthus lutarioriparius, 927 nucleotides. Lineage: Eukaryota; Viridiplantae; Streptophyta; Magnoliopsida; Poales; Poaceae. The record is from the annotation of a GenBank genome assembly.
AUGGAAGGAGCCGUUCCCAAGCCAUCGGAGAAGAGGGUGGCCCUGGUCACCGGCGGGAACCGGGGCAUGGGGUUCGAGAUAUGCCGGCAGCUGGCGUCCAGCGGGCUCACCGUAGUCCUGACCGCGCGGAACGAGACGAGGGGAGCCGAGGCGGUCGACAGGCUUCGCGGCCUCUGCCUGCCGGACGUCGUGUUCCACCAGCUGGACAUCACGGAGCCCGCCAGCGCUGCUCGCUUGGCUGAUUUCGUCAGGAGCAAGUUCGGCAGGCUCGAUGUGUUGAUCAACAACGCAGGAAUAAUGGGAGUGACGAUGGAGGUUGGAGAUGAGGCAGCCAUCAAAGAAAUGAUGGUAGGCAAGGACCAGAACGAGAUUGCUGAAUGGCUGAAGCAGAGGACCACGCAGAACAUCGAGCAAGCAGAGGAAUGCGUCAGAAUUAACUACCACGGCACCAAAACCGUCGCGGAAGCUCUCCUUCCGCUCGUGCAAUCCUCCUCUGACGGAAGGAUCGUCAACGUCACUUCAGCCUUUGGGCUACUCAGGUUCUUCAGCGGCGAGGAGCUCCGGCAGGAGCUGAGCAGCAUCUGCACGCUGACCAAGCAACGGCUGGACGAGCUGUCGGCGCUGUUCCUGGAGGACUACAAGAGCGGCAAGCUGGAGCCCCGUGGAUGGCCGACCGACCGGGUGUACGCGGCGUACCAGGCGUCCAAGGCGCUCGUUGCCGCCUACACGAGGAUCCUCGCCAGGGAGAACCCGGCGCUGCGGGUCAACUGCGUGCACCCGGGCUACGUCGAGACGGAGAUGAACUGCAACACCGGUGACCUGACGGCCGCGGAAGGCGCCCGGGUCUCCGUCGCGGUCGCUGUCGCCGACCACGGCGGCGUCACUGGCGCUUACUUCGACCGCACUGAAAUAGCUUCAUUCGUGUAA